This is a messenger RNA of Funneliformis caledonium, 417 nucleotides long. NCBI's taxonomy places the organism in Eukaryota, Fungi, Glomeromycota, Glomeromycetes, Glomerales, Glomeraceae. The record is from the annotation of a GenBank genome assembly.
UCAUUAACAGAAAGAUGUCCGACACUAGGAUUUAUCAUUCUUGAAAUUAUAAUUAACACAGUAAUGAUAGUAGAAGUUGGAACACGAUUCUUGGCAUUAGGAAAGUUAUUCUGGAAUUCUAUAUACAACAUAUUCGAUAUAAUCCUCGUAGCCUUAUGUAUUAUUACCUUAUUAUUUAUCAUUGGAGGUGGAUGUUCUCACAAGGGAGAAGAAAUAAUUGAUUCAAUUUUAUUGAUUGCAAGAAAUUUGAUACAAUUUGGAAGAAUAUUUGUAAUGUUAAGAAAAAAUAAGAAGAAUAGAAAGACUCGUAAUGCGACGGUAGAUUUUUCUAAUGUUAGAGACCCAAGUGUCUCGAUGGAUGUCGAUUCAAUGGAUCAUGGACCAUUUUUGUUAGAUGAUGAAGACGAUAUCUUUUAA